This is a messenger RNA of Lactuca virosa, 273 nucleotides long. Lineage: Eukaryota; Viridiplantae; Streptophyta; Magnoliopsida; Asterales; Asteraceae. The record is from the annotation of a GenBank genome assembly.
AUGGUCGAAGGUUUCUUAGUGGGGAAGAUGAAGAUGAUGCUAGGAACCAUUCGAUCUACACAGAUACGUCAGCAAUAUCGGUUGCCAUACGCCGGAGUCGCCGAAGACAUUCUCGUGUCAGACGUCAGAGUCGCCGGAGACAUGGCGUAUGAGCGGUCGGAGACGGAGACAUGGCGUAUGAGCGGUCGGAGACGGAGACAUGGCGUAUCAGCGGGGUGUGUGAUGGUGAAUAACAAUCGAAGCUCUAAUUUUGGUGAUGAGAGUGUGAGUUGA